UGGGCGGAAAACGGCAGAUGGCUCUUCCUAGUCGGUGGGGUUUAGCGUGUGUACAGUUGCAGCAGCGGCGGCGGGAGCAGAGUCGCGGUUAACCCUGGUUCGGUCGGUCAGUAAAGCGAUGCCGCGCCGCUGUGUUUUUUGACGCCGCCCGGCUCGGCUGUGUUCAUGGUGUGGGAGAGGAGGCCGCCACGCUGCCGCUGCUCUUCUGGUUGUUGUUGUUUUUGUUGCUCCGCUGCUGCGAGUCUCUCCGCCGGCGGCGUCGCCCCUCCGCGCUCUUCGGCCCGCCGCGCCCUUCACUCCGCUCGGUAAAAUGACCGGGGAGAAGAUCCGCUCCCUCCGCAAGGAUCACAACCCGGGCCAGGACGAGGAGGACCUGCUGGAGCCGGACGAGGAGGCAGCCACGGGCACCUUCACCUCCUCCGCCCGGACUGGAGGCAACAACACCGGCGGAGGCGGCGGGGGGAAAGGCAAAGCCAACCGGAUCUUUAGUAACCACAAACUGGUCCGGUCACCGUCCCAGACCCAGCAGCGGGAGUCCCAAAUCAACGCCAACAACCCGGACUCCACCGCGCCGCUCACCGCCGAUAAGAACCGAAACCCGGUGGUUCGCAGCGCUACGGACUUUCCUGUGCACGAGUGCGUGUUUAAAGGAGAUGUGCGGAGAUUAUCGUCUCUCAUUCGGACUCAAAACAUCGCGCAGAAGGACGCGCACGGUAACACUCCUCUUCAUCUGGCUGUAAUGAUGGGCCAUAAAGAAUGUGCCCAUCUCCUGUUGGCCCACAAUGCACCAGUGAAGGUGAAAAAUGCUCAGGGAUGGAGUCCUCUCGCCGAGGCCAUCAGCUACGGAGACCGACAAAUGAUCACAGCACUGUUGCGGAAGCUGAAGCAGCAGUCCAGAGAGAGUGUGGAGGACAAGAGGCCUCGUCUGCUCAAAGCCCUUAAAGAGCUCGGAGAUUUCUAUUUGGAGCUUCAUUGGGAUUUUCAAAGCUGGGUGCCUUUACUAUCUAGAAUUUUGCCCUCUGACGCUUGCAAGAUCUACAAGCAGGGAAUCAACAUCAGGUUGGACACUACUCUCAUCGACUUCACAGAUAUGAAAUGCCAGAGAGGAGACCUGAGCUUCAUCUUCAACGGUGACGCCAUCCCCUCCGAGUCCUUUGUGGUGCUGGACAACGAGCAGAAAGUGUACCAGCGGAUACACCAUGAGGAGUCUGAAAUGGAGACGGAGGAGGAGGUAGACAUUUUGAUGAGCAGCGACAUUUACUCGGCCACCCUCUCCACUAAAUCCAUCACCUUCUCCCGAGCGCAGACCGGCUGGCUCUUCCGCGAGGACAAAACGGAACGAGUAGGGAAUUUCCUGGCUGAUUUCUACAUGGUGAACGGCCUCGUUCUGGAGUCCAGGAAACGGCGGGAGCACUUGAGCGAGGAAGACAUUCUGAGGAAUAAGGCCAUUAUGGAGAGCCUCAGCAAAGGAGGAAACCUCAUAGAGCAGAACUUUGAGCCGGUGAGACGCCAGUCCCUGACCGCUCCCACUCCGAACACUAUUUCCUGGGAGGAAUACAUCACAGCUGAGACGGGGAAAGCCCCUCAUCUGGGAAGAGAGCUUGUGUGCAAAGAGAGCAAGAAGAACUUCAAAGCAACUGUAGCCAUGAGUCAGGACUUCCCUCUGGGCAUUGAGUCGUUAUUAAAUGUUCUGGAAGUGAUCGCACCCUUCAAGCACUUUAAUAAACUCAGAGAAUUUGUUCAGAUGAAACUCCCUCCAGGCUUCCCAGUCAAAUUAGACAUCCCUGUGUUUCCCACCAUCACAGCGACUGUGACGUUUCAGGAGUUCCGCUAUGAUGAAUUUGAGGAUUCCAUUUUCACCAUCCCCAGCGAAUACAAAGAGGAUCCCAGCCGCUUCCCGGACCUCUGAUCCGUCUCCCUCUCUCUGCCUCCUGUCUCACCUUUCUCUCACUCUCUGUAUCUCCUUCCCUUCCAACGUCAAGCCGGAUCAGACUCCUACUCUCUCUCCCUCUCUGUGUGUCUCUGAGGGGAAUGACGGACGUCUCUCUUCAAUAAGCUUCGAUUGGAGAUUCCUGUCCGGGAUCAGGAACAGGAGAGUCGCGCUGGGGUUUGUAAGUGCAGUAAAGAAAUAGACACAUUUAGUAGUACUGUACCUGAUUAUCAGAAUAAAGGGAUCGUGCUGAACUGACGUAACUGACAUAACACUCUGAACAACAAAGCUAUCCGAGGAGCCUUUUCCACAUGGACUGAAUAAAGGCUCUGUGUGAGAGGACAGUGGAAGUAAGGGGCUUGGAGCUUGGAGCCUGAAGGAUCUGGCCAGAGCACCAUCCUAAUGCACUACAUCGUGAAGCACUGUGCGGUGUUCUACACGCUCAGAACAAAAGCAGCAGCAACAACAACGGAGGCUCCAGUGUAGCUCUUUGUACUUAAACACAUGGAUACUGCAUCAGAAACACAAACGCCAUGAUGGUGAAACGACGCAGGAAAUGUGGCAUUACACGUUCUGUAUUUAUGUAAGCCUUGUUUUCAUAUAACUUUGUUAAAAAAAGAAGAAAAAAAACUUGUUACAAAAUCGUACUAUUCACAUAAAGGUAACGGAAUCGAGGUGCGGGGGGACAUCUGAUCGAGGUGUAUAAAUGAUUUGUCACAAAAUAUACUUCUAUGUAUGUUCCUUCUACAGAUAAGAGAAGCCUUUCUUUGUAAAUACCUCUGCUUUCCUGUUGCUUUCUCUUAAGUGAAUUGCCCUAUAUAAGCUCCACCCACAAAUAUUUACACACACAGUUGUAGCAACCGUUGCCAGAUUGGACAAGCUUUAGAUAAAAAUCAUGCAAGCUUAGACAGUUUAUUUAAAGUUUAGAAACUCAAUUUGAUUAAAUGAAACUGACAAAUUCAGGAUACACUUUAUAUCUUAUAAGGGUGCUUCACACAAUUUAAUAUUUUCUCACAUUAUAUGAGUUCUGAUUGGUGCUGGUUGUUUGCAGAUGUUAUUAAUUGGCCUACUUAUUUUUGUUUAAUUUUUUUUUACAGAUAUGUGAAUAGUAAAUCUGUUUAUUUGUGCACCAUAAUAUCAGAAAAUCUGAGUCUUAUAUUUCAGACCAAUAUUGUGUCGCACAAGUUUUUAAUUUUGUUGAAUAUUUCAGAUGUUUUUAAAAUAUGGCAAAAAUGUCAUGGUGCAUAGACCAAUAGAAAUGCUCCAAAAUUAUUUUAUUUACAUUGAUUUCAAUUGCGUCUUUUGUUUUUUUGUUAGUUUUUUUGCUGCAAAGCACAAUUUGUCUUGCUAGUGUAAGAUUUUAAAAUAAAGCUGUUGUUAAAGUGUUAUAUAGCUAGCUUUAAUCAGAAGUCAUUUGGUUUAAUGGGAUUCUUUCAUUGUUUGAGGAACCUUGUCCAAUCCUGCAACCUUGUGUGGGCGGAGCAUAAAUAUAGCAGUUGUCCAUUUUGACACGGGCUGAUUUGGCAACCCAUUCAUCCCAUCCCUUCAUUCAGAAACCUUCUGUUGUUUAUCCCAAUGUUUCAGUGUUUUGUUCCUCUUUUUGUUUUAGUUCUUUCUGUACUUUUUUUUUGUGUGUGUGUGUCCUCGACUUGCAUUGCCUGGGACCACCUGAGUUCCCUGAAGAGCAGCAGCCGUGUUUGGAAGCUCUCUGCAAAGUGUCUGAAGACUGUCGGUACCCUUCUUGUUGCGUAUUUGAACCCAGAAGCGGGCGCUGGUUUGUAAAUGUGAUGUACAGGUUUAGAUGGACUUGAUUUAGAGAUUUUUUUUUGUUUGUUUUGUUUAUUUUGUUUGUUUAUUUGAAAUCUGCGUUGGCUGGAUGGCAGCCUGUCGAUGCACAUAGUAUUUCUCAAUGAUUUAUAUUUUCUUUAUUUCCACCUUGAUAGAUGGAUGUAGAUAUAUACAUAUAUAUAAAUGUGUAAAUAUAAAUAUACACAACACUUUCCAGGUUAGAUGAGAUGACUUGUAUACUGACAGGCGUGUGUUAAAACAGUAGCGUGUAAUAAUGUUUUUAAAGGAAAUGUUGGAAACAUGGCCCAUAUGAUGCAGACGGGAAUUCCGUGACUGGAUUUUGUACGGAUCUGUUUUCCGUGUGCAUCUGUCUGUGGUGGGAAUUGGGGGGUGGGGGGGUAAAAGGAGCUUGGUCAAAUUUGCACCAGCAAACAUCAUGUUUGAAUGAUCCAGAAUAGAACCCUUUUAUUUAUGUAACCCUUGUUCUUUGCUUUGUGUUUGUUUUUUCCUUUUCUUGUUUCAUUUUUAAAAUCUACACUGGAUUUUGGCCUCUAAGCGGUCAGUCAUUUUAUUAUGAUGCUUCCAAGCUGCACUACUGGUUAGUGCAGUAAACUGGUGUACGCUUUGCUUUCCUUUUUUGUAACCAACCAGCUUCAGGUCUUUUGUUUUUUGUUGUGUGACUUUAAUGUUUUUUCCUCUUGUUUUUAGUUAGUUUGCGGAGCAAAUUCUGGGCUUGGUUUUUACCUCAACACAUGGAUAAACCAGUUGUACAGCAAGAACCUUGUAUGCCACACUUUUUUCAUGAGGAAUUGUACUUAAUAAAAUGUCCACGUACCAGA
Astyanax mexicanus (Mexican tetra) is the source of this 4557-nucleotide messenger RNA. It is a transcript of the gene ankrd13c, whose product is annotated as ankyrin repeat domain 13C. The transcript has 13 exons. NCBI's taxonomy places the organism in Eukaryota, Metazoa, Chordata, Actinopteri, Characiformes, Acestrorhamphidae. The record is from RefSeq and is a predicted model, not a curated record. The coding region runs from base 311 to 1909 and encodes 532 amino acids. Gene Ontology annotation, cellular component: cytoplasm. Gene Ontology annotation, molecular function: protein binding.